This is a messenger RNA of Benincasa hispida (wax gourd), 2481 nucleotides long. RefSeq lists its product as uncharacterized. The record is from RefSeq and is a predicted model, not a curated record. Lineage: Eukaryota; Viridiplantae; Streptophyta; Magnoliopsida; Cucurbitales; Cucurbitaceae. Gene Ontology annotation, biological process: defense response.
CCCAAUAUAUUAGAAAAUUUGAGAAAUACAACCCCACAUCUAAUCAAAAGACGCCACGUCGUGCUUAAGCAACAACCCCAUAAUCAAAUUUAGUUAAUUCUCUGUCUCCCACCACUCCUCUGUUUGGAUGAAAAACCACCAUUGAGAAAAUUUCUACUCAAAAAUAAAAACUUCUUCUCUUAACCGAUCAAACAAACCAAAUCCUCCAUUCCUUUCGCCUCUCCUUCCUUUUUUUCUUUCUUUCCUUAAAAAUUUGUCCAACAAGACACACAGCAAAUCACAAAAUCAAAUGCCCCCUCUUCUUCUUCUUCUUUCUCCUCUGUUUUUCAUUCUCCCUUAAAUGCCUUCCCCUCCUCCCUCCUUUCCCUUGCCGGCGCUCUUCAGCCGGUCCCACCAUUCUCCCUUCUUGUUCUAAACUUUCUUCCCCUCUAACCCUUUUCAAAAACCAUGUCUAUUUUGAACCCUUUUCAGCUUCUAGAGCUUAAUGUUAUCUCUGCUCAGGAUUUAGCUCCGGUGUCUCGUUCUAUGAGGACUUACGCCGUUGCUUGGGUUCAUCCUGACCGGAAACUCUCUACCCGUGUUGAUACUCAUGGUCAUAAUAACCCAACUUGGAACGACAAGUUUGUGUUUCGUGUUGAUGAUGAGUUCUUACAUUCCGACACGUCGGCGGUGAUGAUUGAGAUCUAUGCUCUGCAUUGGUUUAAAGACAUUCAUGUUGGGACGGUGAGGAUUCUUGUUGGGAAUCUCAUCCCUACUCCGCCGCGGCUUCAUCAAUUUAGUCAACAACCACAAGUUGGAAUGCGAUUUGUGGCUUUACAGGUACGGCGGCCGUCGGGUAGGCCGCAGGGGAUUUUGAAUAUUGGGGUUGCUCUGCUUCAUAGCUCGAUGAGGAGUAUGCCGUUGUACUCUCAAUUGAGUACCUCAGCGAUUGGGUACCGGAAUCUCAUGGGGGAGGAGGAUCCAUUUGCUAAUCAUCAUAGUAAUAACAACAAUCAUAGCCAUGGAACUCCCACGGUGGUUACUCGCCCGGAGAUGCGACGGUCUAAGAGCGAUACGAGUUCGAUGAUGGGAUCAGAGCUUCGAGGGUCGGAAAUGAUGGGAAGAGGAACAAAAUCGAAAGCGAGUUCUAUGGUGAAUGGGUCGGAGGUUUCGAAACAGAAGAAAAAGGGAAGAUCCAAAGCCAGUUCGAUGAUUAGUGGGUCCGUUGUGAUUAAAAAAAAAGGAAAAUCUCGAAAGGCGAGUUCGAUGAUUAGUGGGUCAGGGAUUGAAGAAGCUUAUAAUGUUACAAAUGGGAAGAAUGGGAAAUCGAACCUUGUAAUUGCUGGGAAGAAGGAUAAAAUUGAUCAAUACAGCAUUUUAAGCGGCUCUGAAGUUCACCCAAUUGAACCACCGACGAACAAGAAGGAAAAAGCAGCACAAAAACCCAAUUCUAGCGAAAAAUCCCUAGAUUCUCCGCCAUGGAAAAAGCCUUCCAAUGAUAAACCCGUUUCGGAUUCGCCGAGAGGUAAACAGGGUCAAGAAACACCCAAUUCGAGGUUCGAUAAAAUGCCCUACGCUACGCCACUCAGAACCCCACAGAGGCUAGCCGCCAGCGGCGGCGGCACUGCUAGAGCAACUCCGAUGCACGAUAAAUUUGCGACACCGAGAAGAUCUACGCCGUUAGGAAAAUCAUCUUACACGAAAUACAACGAAUUCAAUUAUACAACACCGAGGAAAUCGUUUUUGGGUGGCGCAUUUUUAACCGAAUCGGAGCUCGGUCCGUCGCCGUCGGAGGUAGCGGCACAAAUGGCCACACAGAAAAUCGAUGACGGUAAUGAGAGCUCGAUUGUUGGUGGGUUGAGCCUGAACGACAGCGUCGAGGGUCUACAAUCAAAGCUGGAACGGUGGCGGACGGAGCUUCCUCCGGUUUAUGAUCGCGGCGAGUUAUCUAGCCUUCCAACGAGCGAAACCCGACAACACAACCGCCGUCACAGUGACGGCGGUGGCUUAUUUUCCUGUUUCAGCAACAUUUGCGGCUGUGAAUGCUCCAUCGUUUGCGGCGGAUCGCCAAAGGCUCCGAAGAAAUCCCCUAGCGGCCGUGUUGUCCGGAGCCCGUCGGCGGACCAAGUGAGCUUCAUUUAAAAAUGCGAGAAGACGAACGUUUUUCGGGUCGGCUCCACCAAACCGGACUGAACUAAAACCGAACCGAAUCGUUUUGACUUUUCUAAAGACAAGUUUGACCCUAACAGGAUAAGAGGAGACACAAUAUAGAGAGACAACCAGCCAAUAUCAUUCUUUCUCUAUAUUUGUUUUGGAUUUUUCUUUUUUCUUUUUCUAUUACUCAAAUUUUUAAUAUUUUUUUUAAAAAAAACCUUUAAAUCUAAAACAAAAGGGAAAGGAAAUUUUACUUCAUUUUCUAUAAAUGUAAUUGGAUUGAUUUGUGAAAUAUUCUUUUGUUUAUUCUUAAUAGAACCCUUCUUUGUUCAUGUGUUUGAUAACCAU